Molecule: messenger RNA, 3175 nt
Organism: Rhineura floridana
Lineage: Eukaryota; Metazoa; Chordata; Lepidosauria; Squamata; Rhineuridae
Gene: SEC22A
Product: SEC22 homolog A, vesicle trafficking protein
Exons: 7
Coding region: 295-1221 (308 amino acids)
Biological process (GO): endoplasmic reticulum to Golgi vesicle-mediated transport
Source: RefSeq, a predicted model, not a curated record
CCCGGGAGGGAACUUGCGCCCUUCUGCCUUGAUUCCUGGCAAUAAGGGAGAGGGAAGAAAGUGUUGCUACCUUUUCUUGGUUUAUGGGGUUCUUGUGCCUCAAAAUUCCCUUGCCAGGUGGAAGUUUAGCAGUGGACGUUUGAAUCUUUCGUGUAUUAAUAUGGGAGAGGAGGGAAGAGAGCUGCAGUUAUGCCUGUUGAAUGUUUGCCUGCCAUGCAGCAAUUCAAAGCACUGUAACUAUGCUAGAGGAAAGAAGGGUCUGACUUCUGAGAAUUUUACUUGCAUCUGCUGGCAAUGUCCAUGAUCUUGUCUGCCUUGGUUGUCCGUGUGAGAGAUGGGCUCCCUCUAUCUGCCUCUACUGAUUAUGAGCAAAACGUUGGUGUGCAGGAGUGCCGAAAGUACUUCAAAACUCUUGCAAAGAGACUUGCUCAGCUUCCUGAUAGAUGCACAUUUCAUGCUGGACAGUAUAACAUAAAUUUUAUUAGUUCCUUGGGAGUGAGUUACAUGAUGCUCUGCACUGAAAAUUACCCCAAUGUCCUGGCCUUCUGCUUUCUGGACGAGCUUCAAAAGGAGUUCAUCACCACAUACAACAUGAUGAAGACAAAUACAGCUGUCAGACCAUACUGUUUCAUUGAGUUUGAUAAUUUCAUUCAGAGAACCAAGCAGAGAUAUAAUAACCCACGGUCUCUGUCAACAAAGAUAAACCUUGCUGACAUGCAGACAGAAAUCAGGCUGAGACCACCUUACCAAAUUUCCUUGUCUGAAAUGGGUUCAGCCAAUGGGUCUCCACAUAUACCUCUUACAGAAUACAAAGGUACUGGGAAAAUAUCUACAGCUCCUCACCAGCGACUAGAACCUGUGACGCUGUCCGGGAUUGUUUCCUUUGUACUCAGCCUUUUAUGUGGGUCUUUGAAUUUAAUUCGUGGUUUUCAUGCUAUAGAGAGUCUUUUGCAGAAUGAUGGAGAAGACUUCAGUUAUGUUAUUGCCUUUUUCCUUGGCACAGCAGCUUGUUUGUAUCAGUGCUAUCUGUUUGUGUAUUGCACAGGCUGGCGAAACAUCAAAUCCUUCCUAACUUUUGGCUUAAUCUGUCUAUGCAACAUGUAUCUCUAUGAACUACGCAACCUGUGGCAGAUCUUUUUUCAUGUGACUGUGGGUGCUUUUUCAACAUUACAAAUCCGAUUGAGGCAGCCACAAGGGAAGGCCCCUGAUUACAAUGUGUGAUGGUUGCCCUCCAAUGGUCCCAAGGCCAACUUGAUCCGAGCAGUAUUCCUCUCAGGAACAAAAAACUUUUCUGUAAAAGAGAAGCUUGUCAUACUCUAAGGGAUUAAUGACAGAGAACUUCUUCCUAAAAGAAGAGCUAAAAAUGAUUCGGGAACCUGUUAGGGUACAAAUGAAACCCCUGUACAAGAGAAUGUACCCCAAUAACAAAUGAGAAGUUGGAGGGACACCAUGAAGAACUUCACAUUCAGAAGUAUUAAAGGGCAGGAUUUGUAUUGGACUUGUUCUGCAUAUCAAGUGAUUUCAUCAAUUCCAAACCAGUUUUGCCUUUGUGAGGCAGUAGAAAAGGCUGAAGUAAAAGGAUGGCAUUGCAUAUUAACAACUGUUCAAUGUGAAUGAAUUCCUAAAUGCCAGAUUAUUGGAUUGCACAUAAAUGUAAUGCUGUGUGUCUGCGUUUUCCUUAAUUAAAAUCUAACUCGGAACCAUCUGUUCAUGUGGAUUAAGUCCUGGGCCUCAAAGGCCUGCCAUCUAGUGCUGAGUUAAUUGUGAAUUGCUUUGUUCUCCCCCUACCCCCCCCCCCCCACUUUUCUGUGUAUUAUGCUUUGAAAGAGAUUUGGAAAGUGACCUCCACAUCCCCACAUAAAUAAACAUAUCACAUUGUAUUUUUUCAGGCCCUUUCUCUAAUGCUUGAAGGAUGAAGAGAAGAUGGCUGAUGAGAGGAGUAAGGAGGCAGAAAUGUUGAGGGUUUUAUUUCUAUAUGAUGUAAAGGCAGAAGCCUGGCCUACUGCAGAUAGUUGACUAGUCUGAUUUACAAAGAGUCCAAGUCCUAAUAAUUUCAGAAGAAUUUGUUAUAACCCUUUUUGGGAACAAAGGAAACUACUAAAUGCUUUUGAUGACUGGUUGUAGAUAGCAGCUUGAUCAUAAAAGAGAUGAGUAACAUAAGAAGUUAAAGGCAUUAUUAAGGUUUUCAUCCACUGCAGUUAGAUAGCUAGUAAAAUAGGCUGGAAGAUGAAAUAGGAGCAUGUUCCUUCUGAAACAUCCAUAGGCAACAACUAGCUUUCCUUCAAAAUAAAACUUAAGUCAAGCUUGUUCAUGCAAAAAAAGGUGGAACGAGUUUUUAAAAGAUCUGUACUUGAGUUGUAUUCAGUAGUGUUCCUCAUCCUGACAGAGGCUGCUGCUGGCUCAAAUGAGCUUUCCCUUAGCAGAAUGAGGAGGGAGGUGAUUCCUCCCUUUUAUUUCACCUUCCCCGUGCAGCCAUCCCAUGAUAUUCCAGAGUCUCCAUACCAUCUGAAGCGGAUUUUUUUUGGGGGGGGGGAGCUGCAGAAAGGAGGGGGAAUGAACAAGUGUAGUUUCCCUCCCUGUUCCACUCACAGAUACCUCCAGUAGAUCAAUGAGCCUUCCCUCAGUUUGGGGGGGGGAUUCAUUGAUUACAUUCCUAUAUUUUAUACAUUACUAAGCAUGCUGGAUUUGCUACGUAUUGUUGGACUACACCCUGUGUGUUGAGGUGUGAGAACAAAUGCCUUUUCAACUCCAAGUCAAAAAGGGUUCUGACUGUGAGGAUAUUAGCAGCUGGGGUUAGAGACACAUUGUGCUGACAACAUCCACAAGUCAGUCAUGAGAUCAGGAAGCGUCUCUGCCAGAGACAAAUUACGAUUAGUUUAGCUGACAAAAUGGAUAAUCGCCAAAGGUGUGUGUUAGAACUAGGGUUUGAUUCCAGUAAGAAGAAGGCCAGACUGAACUUGGGACACCCCCAGCCCUGCCUAUCCCAAUGUCUUAUGAUCCUUCAUGGCUUUAGUUGUAAGCUAUCUACAUAAUGGUGAUGGUAUUGUCCACUAUGUCUGUGGACAAAAAGACACUGUAUUCUUAGUUUUACUUUAAAUUCCUGGCUGCGUCACACACUACAACUCUUCUGUAAUGAUGUUGCUCUAGGGCAUUACAAUAAAGUAUUAUUUUUCUA